Molecule: messenger RNA, 1856 nt
Organism: Corvus hawaiiensis (hawaiian crow)
Lineage: Eukaryota; Metazoa; Chordata; Aves; Passeriformes; Corvidae
Product: nucleoside diphosphate kinase-like
Exons: 5
Coding region: 168-629 (153 amino acids)
Biological process (GO): UTP biosynthetic process; GTP biosynthetic process; CTP biosynthetic process
Molecular function (GO): nucleoside diphosphate kinase activity
Source: RefSeq, a predicted model, not a curated record
ACCCGCGCUGACACGGCUGGAGAGAGCCACCAGGGCGGGACACGGGCUGCCAGGGCCACCGGGAAACAGCGGGGGACACGGGCUGCGAGACUCACAGAGGCCACCAGCGGGGGACACCGUUUGCCACGGCCACCGGCCCACCAGCGGGGGACGAGGUUUCAAGGACCAUGGCUGCCAUCGAUGAGCGCACCUUCAUCGCCAUCAAGCCUGAUGGGGUCCAGAGGGGGCUGGUGGGGGAGAUCAUCAAACGCUUUGAGCUGAAAGGGUUCAAACUGGUGGCCAUGAAAUUAGUACAUGCCUCUGAGGACCUUCUGAGGGAACACUACAUCGACCUCAAGGACCGGCCGUUCUACGAUGGCCUGGUGCAAUACAUGCACUCAGGACCUGUCGUAGCCAUGGUGUGGGAAGGUCUUAAUGUGAUUAAGACUGGAAGGGUGAUGCUGGGAGAAACCAAUCCAUUUGAUUCCAAGCCUGGCACUAUUCGUGGGGACUUCUGUGUCCAAGUUGGAAGGAACAUCAUUCAUGGCAGUGAUUCUGUGGAAAGUGCUGAGACAGAGAUCAAUUUAUGGUUCACUCCUGAAGAACUGGUUGAUUACAGAAGCUGUGCUCAUGAGUGGAUCUAUGAUUAACACCCAGCCUGGAUCUUCUGAUAUCCCCACUGUCUGUGAGCAGCUGCCAGUCUCUAGCUAUUCCAAAGAAUUCCCUGGUAGAAACCUCAGAAAACACUGAGAUUGCUCUGUUGUGGAUGUUUAAAAUAGAGUCAGUGCUUGCUGCUCCUUUGAUUUAAAAGCUGUCAGGUUACAAAUGGGAUUGCACUUUUUAAAAGCUGCUUCUGGGGUUGAGAGAUAUGAGGUGAAAACACGGAGCAGAUAACAUAUAUUUUUCUGAAGUACUUAUAGAGGGUAUUUUGGUAAACAGAAAAAAAUGGGUAAACAAUUUAUUUGGUAAAUAAAUGUGCAAAUGACUUGGAGUCAGAGGUUAACUUUGCUAAAACAUUAGAGGACAACUGAUAGUGGUGUAAAUGCAUUGCUAAUAUGCCCAGAUGUUGAGGAUUUACUUAAUAUCAAAUGUGUCCCCAUUCCUAAAACAGCUGCAGAAAAAGCCCAUUUCUCUCCCCAGAACAUGAUGUGCCCAAAGAGAGCUCAGCUCUGGCUAAAAUGACAACUGGCCUCCACAAUGACACUAUUUCAGCUUGCUUUUUUUCCCUUCCACGUGGGAUUUAUUUAGCAUUUUGAGGAAAGAUUAACCGGCCAGGCUUCAUGAAAUGUCCUUUUAUGUGAAAAGAAGAUUAAUGUGAGGAUGGAUGAGGGAGAUUCUACCUUCAGCCACUUCAGUGCAGCAGCUGUCUGAUAUUGCACAGAGCAAUAAGUGGUGCUUGCUUUGCCAGCUGAACAGCUGAUAGUUUAGCUUUGUUAUCAUUUGUGUCCUUUCCUUAGUAGUUGGAACUACAAAGCAAACAAUCCUUGGAUAAGUUGUUUCAGAAGUGACUUCAGCGCUAUCAUUUUGUAUUUAUUUAAUGAUGUAAAGAAGUACAGUCAUCAUAAUGCAGAAGGUGUUUCAGUUUCAAGAGCAAAAGUUGUACUGGAUGAGGUAGUUGGGAUUGAUACUAUGUAUUUAUGUCCCUGCAAUAUUUUAUUCACUAAGAGCAAGAAUUCCAUGGAAUCAGUUGUUCAAACUCCAUGAUUUUUUCCCCCCACAGUGAGUUCUUGUGUCUGAAUACUGAACUAUGCAGCAAAUAUUGAAAACUUAGGAUACCUUAUGGUGAUAUCAAACUCCUAAAAAGAGAUGGUACAAAAUAAAACAAUAUUUGCUUAAGUGAAGUAUUUCUUAAGUGAAAUAAAAAGAAAUUUUAAAUA